Penicilliopsis zonata CBS 506.65 is the source of this 2006-nucleotide messenger RNA. RefSeq lists its product as hypothetical. The coding region runs from base 40 to 1977 and encodes 645 amino acids. The record is from RefSeq and is a predicted model, not a curated record. The transcript is spliced from 3 exons. NCBI's taxonomy places the organism in Eukaryota, Fungi, Ascomycota, Eurotiomycetes, Eurotiales, Aspergillaceae.
CACUGAUUGAAUCUUGAAUCUUCCUCCACAAUCACCACCAUGGUAAACCUCGCCCAGCGGCUCAGCACCGGCAUCGGCUUCACCUCCGAAGCGAUCCACGCGAUGCGCGACAGGAAGAAAACCGCCUCUCAACCGUCUGUUUCGCCGCUACCAAGCUAUUCCGAAGUCACAUAUGAAACCACCGACAAAGCUGUCUAUAACAGUCGCCCGCCGUCAUACCACACGGUCGAUGAGCGCGAUGAGGCGGCGAGCUAUGAUUCAUAUGAUGAGAAUGAGGCUGCGUGGGAGCUCGAUGAGAUGGGCGAGAGCAUGCGACCGGAAAAUGAAUCGGAUGCUUUAACACCGACGGCUGCCACUACCUCCGCAUUCGACUUGGAGUCAGUAAAUGGGGAUCCGACGCUCGCGUUGGUACAGAUGGCGGGCUUAAUGCCAAACCCAGUGCCGAAGCUGCCUGUCCCAGUCAUUAUCCCGCAGCGACGACCAGGAAACAAGGACCGGGGCUUUGUGCGUGCAUAUGCGCCUGUAUUGGAGGAGAGCGGGAUCGGUCCGGAUGUGUUUAUGCAGUUCCUAGACACUCUUGACCAGCAAAACAAGGCCUCUCAAAAUGUCGACGUGGUUAACGUCGCCACAAACAUGGUCGGCUCCCUCCCCGAGGCGGCUUUUCACGUUACCAACAAUGUUCUGUCAGUCGCAGCGGGCGCCGCGUGCGAGGUCCAGACGCACAAGACGAACAGCUUCCUCAACAGGGUGAAUCGUGAUCUGUUUAUGCCACGGGGCCUAUUCGCAAUGGUCAUGUCCUUCAGAGACGACACUUCGGCCACAGAUGGCCUCGUGAGGAUUAGGAAGCAGAACAUCAACCACAUCGCUGCCAGAUACAGCCACCUGGAUCCAGCCUCGUCCAGGCACAAGCAGGGCCUGCGCAGAUUGCGUUCGACAAGUAGCCAAACAGGCGGCCGGCUUGAGUUGCCAGAGUCAGCGCCUUUAGUAUUUCCGCAUCUAGACCGCGCCGCUGCCCAGGCUACCACCGGCGAUACAACAUUGACCAAACUCAAGGGUGCAAGCGCAUGGGUGACGGACUAUUUUGACCGUAAGGCGCAGGCAGAAUUUGAAGCGGCGCAUUUUGGCUCUGCACUUGCGGUCCCCGAGGCAGAGCGCGAAGGCUUCAAGUCCCGCUAUAAUGACCCAGAGCACCCAGCCAACAGCGGCUCCCUGGCCUCGCUGGUUACAGGCGGCAAAAUCGAUACAAACGUGUGGCGUGCGCGAAAGGCGUCAAUCCGACGGAAGAAAUACCAGCUGAUUGGCUUGGAACCCCCGAACUGCAAGGGCGCCUUUGGGCCAAUCCACAGUGCUAUCAACGUGGGAAGGGCUGUCAAGGAGCGAAAAAACAGGCAGAAGUCGGGCAUAACAGCGAUAGCAGGAAAUCCAAACGUCAAGACCUUCAAUAAGGACGUCCUGUACCUGCUGAUCAUGAAUCUGCCGAGCCAGGAGGAAGUGGAAGAUUCCACCGCGCAGCUCGAAAAGGCGAUGUGGGAUCUUGAGCAGGCGCUGGGACAGCAGGCAGACCACAAGGAUGCGAUCUCAGGGCCAAAGCUGACACUGAGAGAGCAGGCGCUGCUAGAGGACUCGGACGAGGAGAAUGAGGUGGCUUCUUCUGAGAAGCCUGCAUACAGCCAUAAAGAUGGAUACAAUUCAUCUGGCUGUGAUGAGAAGACGUUCGAUAAGGAGGAUGCAGCUUAUGAUAUGGUGCCAGCAUAUGACGAGAAGCCUCCACAUAAUACAUUUGAAUGUGACGAGCAGGGGUUCAAUGGGGAUGCGGCUUAUGAUAUCAAACCGGCAUUGGACGAGAAGCCUAUCCCUGAGAAUGAAUCGCUCGAUUAUGAUAAAAGGCAAGCAUACGACUAUGAGCAGGUUGAAUACCAUCAUCAUGCACUGGAAUACGACCUCCAAAAGAGCAAAUUAUCAAUAAGAAAUAUUUGACCGUGUGGGAUAUUGAGUACUAAUCUUAC